UGCGGUCGCCGCCUGUGGUUGCGGACUCCCGUCUUCGUUCCAUAAUUUAGGACACCUAUAAAAUCAGCACACUUCUUCUCUUCUAUUUUCUCUCUCCUCUCUCUCGCCGACUCAGGGUUUCUAAAGAGCCCUCCACCAUUUCUAGGGUUUCUUUCAUCGAUCGUAAAAAAUGGGGAAGCAGAAGGGAGAACGAAGCAAGAAUCGACCUUCAAGCAGCAGUUUGGCGGCCUCGUUGUUGCCUUCAGGAGCCUCGGGCGUCGGAUUCGGAGGAUACCUUGGAAGUUCUCGGAUCGAUCCCCCGACUUCUUCAGAAGAAUCCACUUCGUUCUCGGAUGUGGAUAGUGAAGUAGUACAGCACUUGAAGAGGCUUGGAAGAAAGGAUCCCACUACAAAGCUCAAAGCUCUAGCUGCACUGUGCUUACUGUUUAAGCAAAAGUCUGGAGAGGAACUUGCGCAAAUUGUUCCGCAGUGGGCAUUUGAAUAUAGAAGGCUCUUGCUUGAUUAUAAUAGAGAGGUCCGUCGGGCUACUCAUGAUGCCAUGACUAGUCUUGUGACUACUGUCAGGAAAGGGUUGGUCCCUCAUUUGAAGUCUUUGAUGGGACCUUGGUGGUUUUCUCAGUUUGACCCGAUCUUUGAGGUUUCUCAAGCUGCCAAGAGAUCCUUAGAGGCAGCCUUUCCUGCAUCAGAUAGAAGAUUGGACGCUUUGAUGCUAUGUAUUAAUGAUAUCUUCUUAUACCUAGAUGAAAAUUUAAAGCUUACCCCACAAGCUAUGUCUGAUAAAGCUUCGCCCAUGGAUGAGUUGGAGGAUAUGCACCAGAGGGUAAUUUCAUCAUCUCUUCUGGCAGUAGCAACUCUUGUUGAUAUUUUAUUGAGAAUGAAAUCUCAAAGUAAUGAUUCUGAAGCUGCUGCCACUGAGCAAAAGCUUGCUUCCAAGGCUACAGAAGUCACACUAUCUUCUGCUGAAAAAAUAUUGGCAGCGCACAAUUCCUUCCUCGAAUUUUUGAAGUGCAAAAGUCCUGUUAUUCGUUCAGCUACGUAUUCAGCUCUAACAAGUUUCAUUAAACAUAUUCCUCAAGCUUUUGGGGAUAAUAUGAAGGCAGUUUCUGCUGCUGUUCUUGGUGUUUUCCAAGAAAAGGAUGCAUCCUGCCAUUCCUCCAUGUGGGACAUGAUAUUACUUUUUUCAAGAAAGUUUCCAGAUUGUUGGGCCUCCAACAAUGUUCAGAAAGUCGUCCUAAAUCGCUUUUGGAAUUUUCUUAGACAUGGGUGCUAUGGGUCAAACCAAAUUUCAUACCCAGCUCUAGUUGUAUUCUUGGAAUCUAUACCUCCUACAGCAGUUGGUGGGGAGAAAUUUAUUCUUGAUUUUUUCCAGAACCUGUGGGCUGGAAGAAAUCCAUUGCACUCCUCUGAUGCAGAUCGUGCGUCUUUCUUCAGGGCAUUUGAAGAAUGUUUUCUUUGGGCGGUGCAAAAUGCUUCAAGAUAUAAUACAUCUCAAGAUGCCAUAAAUCCUCUGUCUACCAAACUUGUCAGCAACAUUCUUGUGGAACUUUUGUGGCGGGACUAUCUUCUGCUUGUAAACCUGAAAAGUAAAGAUGAAAGUCAAUUUCUGAUGUCUGAUGGUCUAGCUAGUGAAGGCAUUCAACUGUCAGAGGAAAAGUCACAGGAAAUAGUCAGCGCUAGUCGCCCUACAGGUUACACUGAAGAAUUAGGAAAAUGCAUUGUUGGAAUUUUGGCAGAUAUUUCCAUCAAGGAAUCCUGCUUACUGACUGAAUUCUGUACAAUAUUUCUCAAGAAUUGUUUGGACAUUUUCCAGCAAGGAGAGAAGCAGACCAAAUUUCCUGAGUAUGUUGAAAGGAUAUCAAAUUUCUUUCGUUUACUAGACCAGUAUGCAUGGCAGAAAGGUCAAAUCUGGCCUUCUUAUUUGGCAGGACCAUUGUUUGCGAACUCUUUCAAAAUCACCAAAGCCAUGGAUUCUCCAGAUGCUAUCAGAUUUUUGUACAUCUUGAUUGAAAUAUUUGGACCUAUAACGUUGUUCUCAUUCCUCCAUUUUGGCAACGGAGACCAAUGGAGCAUUGACACUGUUCAGGAAACUAAUUAUGAAGUGAAAGUGAAGUUUUUUUUGCAAGCAUUCAGAGAUGAUUUUGUUCCUUGGUGUUUCCAUGGACAUACUCGCUCAUGCAGUGAAAAAAUUGAUCUCUUGAUUGCUUCAAUUCAAGAUGAAUUUUUCUCUGAGCAAUGGUGUUCUGUCCUCACAUAUGCUACCUGUACCGAUCCAGAUAAAUUCACUAAGCCUGAUAUAAGGCCUUCAGAUGUUACUGAUCAGACUGAAUUGCUGGCAAUUCUUAUUGAGAAAGUGAAACGAAAAAUCAACAAAAUGAAGAUGAAAGCUGUUCAGAAUAUAGGCUGCCUCCCAGUACACUGGCAACACAAGUUAUUAGAUUCAGCUGCAAUUUCAGUUCUUCUUCAUUCUCCUCCAAGUACAUCUGAUGCUCGGUUUCUAUGCGCGGUACUAGGAGGCUCAACCGAAGAUGACAGAACGUGCUUUGUUUCAGGAGAAGUGAUAGUCAGUGUAUUUCAGGAAAUCUUGAAAAAUUUAGUAAUAUUUCUUUCCUUAUCUUCAUUUGAGUGGUCAAGGCUUUCAUCCUCUUUGCUGCUGUCUUCUAGAUCCUUGGACUUAGUGCAGAAAUCAUCUUCUGCUGACAGACUUAAGAUUGCUCAAUUUUCUUUUGAAGUCCUUGAAGGUAGUUGGACUUUCUGCUCGAAGAUGCUUGGUGCGGAUCAUGUUUUGCUUCCUUCUAUUUUGGCUGCAAUUUUUAUCAUUGACUGGGAAUGUAGCAUGUCAUCAUGUUUAAGCAAGGAAGAUUGUUCUGAGGGUACUGAAAAUUUGAUCAAUCCUGAUAUCUCCUUAGCAACAGACGGAAUGGUUCUAGUUGAUCAUUCAAAAGAACUAUUUGAUGCAAAGUUGAUGCUUGGGAGAAGAAUGCAUGCUUUUAUCCAUAAGAUAAGUGUCUCAUCUUUGAUGCUUUUCAGUUCUAGCAACAUAUCAAGACUGAGAAGCAUCUUAGUUCAGACACUUAGAUCUGCAGCCUUUGAGACUAAUAACUUGACUUCUGAUCGGAUUUCUUCUUUGUGCUGUGAAUGGAUGCUGGAUAUGCUGGAAGUCAUCUCUCAUGAUGAGACAGAGUUACAGAAUAUGUUGGAUCAGUUACUAACAGAGGACAGUUCAUGGACUAUGUGGGUUGCACCAUCUUCUCGAGAUGAAAAUGGAACAGCUACAAUCCAAGUUAAGAGAGAGCAUACAGGCAUUAAGUUUAAUCAUUGUAUGCAGGAAGUGAGGCAUAAUCAGUUUAUUGCUUUUGUUGAAAGGCUUAGCUCAAGUCUGGGGUUCUCCAAAGUGAUAGCUGGGUUUGUUCGACAAAUUCCAGAUUCAUCUUCUGUACCGUUGACUGAACAUGAUUCAUCUUUCUCCUCCUCUUACUCCCGAGCAUGGCUUGCUGUGGAGUUGCUUUGCACAUGGAAAUGGCAAGGGGGGAGUGCUUUAGACUCAUUCUUACCUUCAUUGAGCAAAUAUGCAAAGUAUGAAUCACCCUACCCUGAAGUACAUGUAAUUUUUUCAAUAGUCAACAUAUUGUUCGAUGGUGCCCUUGUCCAGGGAUCCAAUGGCCUCUGGAUUUCUUUUAACACAUGGGUUCCUUCAGAUGAUGAGGUUGAAAAUAUUAAAGAUCCGUUUCUCCGUGCUAUUACUUCCUUGCUGUUGAUACUAUUUGUUAAGGAUAAAACUUGGAGAAAGCAUGAGGCUCUUGAGAUUUUCAAGAAUGUUGUUGGCAAACUUUUUACAGAUGCUACUGUAAAUAGGACCUGCCUAAGAAUUCUUCCCUUUCUUUUGAGUAUACUUAUUGAACCAUUACUUCUUCAAAGCACAGAGUUCAAUGAUGCCAGUAAAGAUGUCGUGCUUGCUCCUUGGAAGGAUGAUUCAGUUCUCAAGAGUGUUUUGAGCUGGCUCCAGAGAGCUCUUUCUUUUCCACCUCUAGGCAGUGGCUGCUCUGGAGAACCAGAUCUAGAAGAAUGGGUUCAACUCAUAGUAUCUUGUUAUCCUUUACAAGCGAUUGGAGUACCUGGAGGAUGUAAGGUGGAGUUGGGGAGAGACAUAAGACAUUUAGAGAAAUCAUUGAUGCUGAGUUUGUUUCAAAAGCAAAGAGGUGGCAAAGAUGUUUCAUCAUCUCAAUCUGAGACGCCAUUUGCUGCAUCAGCCUCUAAGAAUUUAGUUUCUUCCUCAUAUUCGCAGCUGAUUCUGGCAAAGCUAACAGCAGUAUCAGUUGGAUAUUGCUGGAAGGAGUUUACUGAAAAUGACUGGCAUUUUGUGUUAGAUAGUUUACAGAGUUGGAUAGAAUCAUCUGUUUUGCUGAUGGAAGAAAUUGCAGAGAAAAUAGAUGAGCUUGUUAUGAGCUCUACUUCUAAACCUAACCUGGAUUAUGUUUUAGAGAAGCUUGAACUAGCUGUUCUGGAUAUGGAUCCAAUGGCAAUAAAUAUUUCCGGAACUGCUCUACUUGUGUUAUCUCUUUUCUCGCAGCUUGUUGAGCUCCAUGAAACAGAUAGCACUGAAGUUUUGUUGACCAUAAAGUUGGGAAAAUGGGCCCAAAUUAAAGACCGGGUUAUGGAAAAUAUUCUCCGACUAUUUUUUGCAACUGGAGUUGCUGAGGCAGUUGCAAGCACAUGCAGCAAUGAGGCUUCAUCCAUUGUAGCAUCAAGCCGGAUUGCAUAUUCUCAAUUUUGGUCACAAGUUGCAUCAUUAGCUAUUACCUCAUCUGAGGAUGUUAGGAAUACAGCUGCAAAGUCUAUGGAACUUUGGGGUCUUAGCAAGGGACCUAUUAGCUCCUUGUAUGCCAUUCUUUUUUCUUCGAGACCCAUACCUUCUCUUCAAUUUGCUGCUUAUAGGUUGAUUUCAUCAGAGCCACUAUGUCAUGUUUCACUCCUGAAGGACAACUCUCAAUUGGGAAAUGUCACUGCUAAUGAGGAUCUGAACCUGAAUGGUUUUAACUCAUCUUCUGUAGAUUGUCUCUCUUUAAUGGAUGAAAUUUCUUUCCUCAUUCAGAAACCAGCUUCUGCUCUUCUUGAAAUGGACUUAGUAUCACAAGAUAGGGUAAAUGUCUUUCUUGCAUGGGCUAUACUGCUAUCUUAUCUACGUUCAUUGUCACCUUCCUCCUCAGCAAGGGAAGCGCUGACUCAAUAUGUACGAGAAUCUGUUAGUUCAGAGAUACUGGAUUGCAUUUUCCAAAAUAUUCCUUUAAAGCAGGGUGUAGGUACUACAAAGAAGAAGGAUAUUGAAUUUGUACCUGAAGCAGCUGUAGCUGCCAGUUUCGCGAAGAAUGUUAUAAGUUCAGGUUCUGGAUUGUUAAACUUAGAGACACUUUGGCCUAUUGGGACAGAGCAAAUGGCUUCUCUUGCUGGUUCAUUAUAUGGAAUGAUGAUUUGGCUCCUCCCGUCUUAUGUUAGCAACUGGUUUUCAAGCUUGCGUGAUCGCUCUCUACUAUCUGCUAUUGAAUCUUUCACUAAAAGGUGGUGCAGCCCUUCGCUUGUAUCAAAUGAGUUAUCUCAGGUUAAAGAGACUGUUGUUGCUGAUGAGAAUUUUUCAGUAAGCGUGAACAAGUCAGCAUAUGAGAUAAUCGCGACCUAUAAAAAGGAAGAGACAGGAAUGGAUUUGGUAAUUCGCCUUCCUAUUUGUUAUCCAUUGCGUCCUGUGGAUGUUGACUGCACAAGGAGCCUGGGAAUAAGUGAAGUGAAGAAGAGGAAGUGGUUGCUAUCUUUAACUGCAUUCAUACGGAAUCAGAAUGGUGCUAUAGGUGAGGCGGUCCGCAUUUGGAAAAAUAAUAUUGAUAAAGAAUUCCGUGGUGUUGAAGAGUGUCCUAUUUGUUACAGCAUCAUCCACACCUCAAAUCAUAGCCUUCCUCAACUAGCUUGCAAGACCUGCAAGCACAAAUUCCAUUCGGCUUGCUUAUACAAGUGGUUCUCAACUUCUCACAAGUCAACAUGCCCAUUGUGUCAGACACCAUUUUGAUCAGCUGUAUCUAAAUUAUAGCACUUUAGCGACAUUUCGCCAGCACAUGCUCUUCGGAAGUCUUAUUGGCUAGUCGUUGUACAGAACGAGUAUGUAUCAAGAAUAUACAGGCUGGAAGUAUCAACACGCAAGUGAACAGAAACAGCUCAAUGAACAGAGUCAAAUAUGUAGCUGAGGAAUUUGAAUUUUUACAGCAGCAGUAUUGGUUGAUUGAGAGAAACGUGAUGUGGUCUUGUAUUUUAGGAACAUGGCUGUCUGUUGUGUAAUAUAUCCGGCAAUAUAUAGAGAUUUUGGUGGAAAAGAUGAGCCUUUGGCAUCACUCAAGAUGUGCAUUAUGUCUUCCAAUGUGAAAGAACUUUUUUUAACUGAAAGCGAGUAUAAAAGAGUUGUUUAGCACAUUACUGGUAGUACUCUCAAAGUAAUUCCCGUCAAAUAUGCCCAAUUAUUUUUGAA
Asparagus officinalis (garden asparagus) is the source of this 6505-nucleotide messenger RNA. Its product is annotated as E3 ubiquitin-protein ligase listerin. Gene Ontology annotation, cellular component: RQC complex; cytosol. The record is from RefSeq and is a predicted model, not a curated record. The coding region runs from base 170 to 6052 and encodes 1960 amino acids. The transcript is spliced from 16 exons. Gene Ontology annotation, biological process: ribosome-associated ubiquitin-dependent protein catabolic process; rescue of stalled cytosolic ribosome. Gene Ontology annotation, molecular function: ribosomal large subunit binding; ubiquitin protein ligase activity; zinc ion binding. Lineage: Eukaryota; Viridiplantae; Streptophyta; Magnoliopsida; Asparagales; Asparagaceae.